Lingula anatina is the source of this 3669-nucleotide messenger RNA. Its product is annotated as receptor-type tyrosine-protein phosphatase kappa. Gene Ontology annotation, biological process: protein dephosphorylation. Gene Ontology annotation, molecular function: protein tyrosine phosphatase activity. The record is from RefSeq and is a predicted model, not a curated record. NCBI's taxonomy places the organism in Eukaryota, Metazoa, Brachiopoda, Lingulata, Lingulida, Lingulidae.
ACCUAGAGCUUUAUAGUCCUCUGCAGGUAGAGAGGUGACUUAAUUUGGCAGUGGAUAGAUGUCCUGUAUGUGCAGUGGAGCACUCAUGCGUGGAGACACCAGACUACCUGGCUUCACGUUGUCCACUCUCAUUCUUAACUGAACAUUCCAUCUGUUAACAGGUGUGCAGAGGACAGUGACUGUACCUGCCAGGUAAUUAGACAGCCCUUGUGGCUGUAUGCAUGAACUCAGAAGGUUGGCCUUAAACUGGAGUAUAUGCAGACACCAGUGUAGGAUUGAUAUCUGACAGCAUGGAUUAAUGUGCCAGCUUUGAAGUGUCAUUGCUGUCUGGUUGUUGUUGAAGUAUCAGUUCUAUCCUAUAGCUACUUGUACCUAGGAUCUCUAGCUACCUGUACCUGUGUUGUGUAACUUGGAUGUCAUCAUGUAGGCAGUCAAAGAUAUCUAAGCUGUGAUGAACAAAAGCAGUUAGUAGAAUUGGCUGUAGUCCAGUACUGUCCAGCAAGAUGACCAGUGGGAGAUCGUCCAGCCACAGUUAUGCCUGUAAUACCCUCGUCGUCUAGGAGGAUCAAUGUUUCUACCGUGGCCAGCAAGCUGUCACAAAACAAUGCCACACCAGGGACAGCCACAUAUUUGCCUGCAAUUAAUGGAAGCAGAGUUGAUUCUCCGACCGCUCUUGAUGUGUCACCCAGCAGUGAGGCUGCAGUAACCUGGGGAGCAGGGAUAGGCUUGACUCUCCUCAUCUUGCUCCUUGCUACUCUCCAUUAUAUAAGGAAAAGAGCAAUGUCCCCCAAACAACGUCACAAGAGAAAACUGCAGCGAGAGAGGAAACGUAAAGCCACUGAAGAACAAGACAUCCAGGCAGUGUCAAGAGAGUCCAUUCCAGUGGAAAAAUUCCAAGAAGUGCUCAAGGAAAAGAAGAAACGGAACCUCUUAGAAAUUGAAUUUAAGGCUUUGAUGAGGUUUCAAGACGACUAUGCCAGUGAAGCAGCCCUACGUCCCAUCAACAGAGCCAAGAACGCCAGUCCAGAAGUGGUACCACGUAAGUUCUCUAAAUGGCUAGAUGACUUCAACCGUGUUGUGUUGGAACCAUUGUCAGAUGAUCCUGACACAGAGUACAUCAAUGCUACCUAUAUAGAUGGCUACAAUAAAGCCAAAGCUUACAUUGCUGCUCAAGGACCUACCCAGAAGACUGUUGGAGACUUUUGGCGCAUGGUAUGGCAGGAGCGCUCUCAUUGCAUUGUAAUGACAACAGGCUUAUUUGAACAUGCUAGGCAACAGUGUGAAAAGUACUGGGACAACAAGCAAGUGCGAUAUGGUGAUAUUGUGAUUCUGCAAGAAGACUGUGAUACCUUAGCUGACUUUAAUAUUAGAACCUUCAGGUUGGUCAAGCUUGAUACAGAAGAGCAGAGAGUAGUUAAACAGUUUCAGUAUGCAUCCUGGGGAGAAACUGACUGCCCUGACUGUAGCGCCAUUUUGGAAUUUAGACGUAGAAUCAAAUCUUUUAUGCAAAACAAAAGAGGUCCUAUUGUUGUGCACUGUGGCUCUGGUGCGGGCCGAACAGGCACAUUCCUUGCCAUUGACAUUGCCCUGGACAGAAUCUCCAUUGACAACACCAUUGAUAUCUUCAACUCUGUUGUCUAUCUCAGGAAUAGUCGACCAUGGAUGGUUCAGAAUUUGGAGCAAUACAAGUUUAUCUAUGAAACAGUUGUCAUCUACCUCCAGUGUAAGGUGACAGUGAUAUCUGCCACAGAGUUGCCGGCAGUGGUACAAAAACUGGCUGUCAAAGAUGAGCACACCAAGCUCAAUGGAUUUGAGAGGGAGUUUAAGACCAUGCAAAAUGUGGUUCCCAAACUAACAGUAGGGGAAUGUGCUGGUGGACAUCGGGUGGAAAACAGGAAAAAGAGCAGGGACAUCAUGCUUCAGCCACCUGAAAGAGCCAGGCCCUAUCUGCUAAGCUUUGAGAGAACAGAGAGUUCAGACUACAUAAAUGCUGUAUAUGUUGAUGGUUAUCGCCACCAACAAGCAUUCAUAGUCACCCAGUGGCCGCUCAAGUGCACUAUAAACGAUAUUUGGCGUAUGGUGUAUGAUUACCAGAUUGCUACCAUUGUUUUACUUAAUGACAUUCCAGAGUCCAGGAAUUACCCCUACUUCUGGCCAACAAAAUUAAAGGAGACAAAGAAGUAUGGGCCAGUUAAUGUCCAGUAUACCUACCAAGACACUGGGCCACAUAUUAAAACCAGGAUUUUCUCUGUUAAGAAGCGUGCAGUUUACACCAAUCUUGAUGAUCAUCUUCUAGAAUUGGCAAGUAGAAGGGUUAAAAAAAUAGACAUUCAGCUUCUGGCUCAGCUGAAAGUAUCCUGUUGUAAGGCAAACCUGGCCAGCCUGGACACCAAGGUAGAGGAGCAGGACUCCAGGACGGUCAGUAUGUUCCAGCUGACUUGCUGGCCGAGUGGACAUAAGGUGCCCACCUCCAAUUCUGCUCUACUAGACCUUCUUAACAUGGUUGAACAAAGUCAACUGAAGAACGCAGCCAGGAGGGGUCCAAUCUGCGUCAUGUCCAAGAAUGGUGUGAGUCGCUGUGGUGUGUUCUGUGCAAUUAGCAUGGCGUGCGAGAAACUGAAGGCUGAAGGAGAAGUCGACAUUUUUAAGGCAGUAAAAACUGUCAAGAUGAAUCGCCCUCAGCUGGUAGAGAAUUUGGUGGAAUAUAUCUACUGCUACACAUUUAUGGUGAUUCUCUUGGAAAAUGUAAUCGAGAGUCGAAGUGUGGAGAGACCUUUAACAGUACUUCCCUCACAAGAGAGCAGCGAACGCUCCUCCACUGCUUAUGCAUCGAGCUCAGGCCUGAGUAGUCAGCACCACCAUCGAAAGAAAAUGGGCAAUGGCACCAUCACCAUGACAGACAUUUUGGAAUCUGUAUCUGUCUACAGUUUUGAUAAUGUUGCAUUUGAGAAAGAGAGUUAUAUAAGGACAUUAAAAAGAACUUCACAGACAAGUAUUGACAGUAGUUUGUUGCAAAUAAAUGGAGGAUUAACACAAAAAGAUCCCUAUGUGAACUCAGACUGGCAUGGUAUGUCUUCCAGUAAGGGAAUGGAUCAUUAUAAUACUUAUGGCUACAUGAAUCAUGCAGGAGAGAUAACCAUAUGAUCUUAUGUGGCAAGGAUAUUCUUCAUAAUUAUCAAAUGGUGGAUACACCUUCUAUAGCAAAUAUAUAAAAACCUUUUCCCUAGUGAUUGCAGGAUUACUCAGGAUAGUACAUUGUGUACUGUUCCUUUUGGGAUUGUAUGACAAAAUCAUCACAUUGUUGCAGAGUUCAUUCUCACUGGACAGCUUGUUCACGUGGUUUCCUGUGUGGAUUUUGAUUGGCCCGUCUUGCCUUAAUGAAACGUCAAAUUAAUUCAUGUGACUGUAUUUGCAAGGGAUUUUUUUGGCCAAAAAAUACUAAAAUAACUCGAGCUUGGACAAAAAAAAAUUUCGUCCAAGGCCCAGUCUGUUGUUUUUUGGCGUGUAAGAUGUUUUUUCAUAACCAUAAUUUAUUUAUAUGGGUGAAUAAGUUGAGGGUAUUAAAAACGUAUUUUCAGCAUGACAUUUACAUCAGUUAGCAGUGGAAGUAACUGCGCAGCCCACGCUAUCGUGGAGACAAUCUGUUAAGUGCAAAGAGCUAUAUUAAAA